Molecule: messenger RNA, 231 nt
Organism: Dentiscutata erythropus
Lineage: Eukaryota; Fungi; Glomeromycota; Glomeromycetes; Diversisporales; Gigasporaceae
Source: the annotation of a GenBank genome assembly
AUGUCUAUCGUAGGAGUUGUUGCUUGUAGAUGUCGUACUCAUGUUCCUGAUAUUGAGCCAACAAUUACUUACAGAGAUCAUACAGCAGCCAACCUGCCACCACCAAAACGAGACACUUACGGACCCGUUGCUUUUAGCAUCCGCAAAAUUUGGAAUAUGGAGGCAGAACGAUCGCCCUUGAAAAGUUCAUGGGGAUAUUGCGGUAGCAACGGCGAACUACCAGUAAUGGAG